GAGCGGUGAAUUCUCGGAAAAUUCUUCCCCGCAAAUUACAAUUAGCGCGUCAAUAUAUACGCGCACCUCGGCUCCCCCUUUUCUUAAACACCCCCAUCUCGUUAUGGCUCCUUCAGACUUUGCAAAGGCGGAUAUCCAUAAGAUUGUCGAACAACUCACCACAGAUGAAGCUAUUCUACUCAUAGCUGGAGUUGGCUUCUGGCACACUCAUGCUAUUGAACGACUUGGUAUCCCUGCAAUAAAGGUUAGCGAUGGUCCGAACGGUAUUCGUGGUAACCAUUUCUUCAUGGGCACGCCAGCCAAAUGUCUUCCGUCGGCUACAGCACUUGGAGCAACUUUCAACCCAGAGCUCAUCGAAACCGUUGGUCUCAAGCUAUUGGCCGGAGAGGCCAAGCUUCGGGGAGCUGCUGUUGCUCUAGCUCCGACUUGCAACAUUCAACGGAGCCCUCUUGGAGGAAGGAGUUUCGAAAGUUUUUCCGAGGAUCCUCACCUUUCAGGUAUGAUAGCAGCUGCCUACGUGAGAGGCGUACAGUCUGGAGGUAUAGCAACAACAAUCAAACACUUCGUUGGAAAUGACAAGGAAAACGACCGUAUGGCCUACGAUAGUAUCAUGAGUGACCGCGCACUGCGCGAGAUCUACCUGAUGCCUUUUAUGCUUGCGCAGAAGUACGCUAGGCCUUGGAGCUUCAUGACAGCUUAUAAUCGAGUGAAUGGGACGCACGUCUCUGAAAAUCCCUUUAUCAUCCAGAAGAUCCUUCGCGACGAAUGGAAAUUCGACGGAAUGGUUAUGAGCGAUUGGUUUGGAGUUUACAGUAUUGAUCAUAGUAUCAACGCUGGCCUUGACCUCGAAAUGCCCGGAACGAAUAAGUGGAGAACGCUUGACUUGGUUAAACGUUCUAUUGGUUCUCGUAAGAUCACGCUUCGAACUGUGAAAGCAAGAGCUAGGAAAGUACUCGAGUUCGUUCAGAAGUGUUGCCAAGAAUGCCCCGAGGUGCUUGAUGGAGAUGGCCAGGAACGUACUGUAGAGACGGAUAAGGACAAAGCACUCAUGCGCAAAGUCGCCGCUGAGUCAAUUGUUCUUCUCAAGAAUGAAGGGAGUCUCCUUCCACUCAAACCUGAGGAACAGGGUUUGAAGAAGAUUGCUAUUGUUGGUGGAAAUGCGAAAGCUCGAGUGCUGUCAGGCGGUGGAUCAGCUGCGUUGAAACCGUCAUACUUCAUCUCACCAUACGACGGUAUUGUCAACGCACUAAAGAAGUUUGGGGAUGAUGUGGAGGUCAACUACUGUGAGGGAGCUAGAGCUUAUAUGACUAUGCCGACCCUUGAGCAAGAGUUAAUUACCGAGGACGGUCAGCCUGGAUGGAUUGGAACGUGGUAUUCACAUCUUAGUGAUACCAGUAUGACGCCAGCAGAGAAACCAUUAAGCUCGUUUCCUGUAGACGAGACGCGCAUAUUCAUUAGUACCUCUUAUCCGGAAGAACUCACAACGAGAUGGACGCUGAAGCUUCGCGGUUUCCUCGUACCCAGGAAAGUAGAUACACCGUUUGAAUUUGGUUUGAUGGUUGCAGGCAGGGCAAAGUUAUUCGUCGACGGACAACUCAUCAUCGAUAAUUGGACUCGUCAGCGAAGAGGAGACUCCUUCUUCAAUAGUGGGACACAGGAGGAGAGAGGCGUUUUUACCCUCAAGGCUCACACAAAACACGAGGUCCUUGUCGAAUUUUGUAACGUUCGUGGACCUGCAGACGGGGACGAAGAUGAAGUUGUCAUGGACAGUAAUCCUGCGGUGCAACUGGGUGGAGAUACCGUCGAAGAUUUCGAUAAGCUUAUGAAUCGAGCUGUCGCUGUAGCGAAGGAAGCAGACGCCGUGAUCGCGGUUGUAGGCUUAAAUGCAGAUUGGGAGACUGAAGGCUAUGAUCGGACCACUCUCGCACUACCUGGACGUACGGAUGAACUCGUAUCGAAAAUUGCGGCCGUCAACAAGAAAACCGUUGUGGUAACACAGUCGGGAUCUGCGAUAACUAUGCCAUGGACAGAUUCGGUGCCGAGUAUUCUACACGCAUGGUAUCUAGGUAAUGCAACAGGCGCCGCAAUUGCGGAUGUUUUGUUCGGAAAUCACAAUCCCUCUGGAAAACUCAGCAUGACAUUCCCGAAGUCGCUGGAGGAUGUUCCUUCCCAUGGCCAUUUCCAUUCUGAGAACGGAAAGGUCCGAUAUGCAGAAGACCUCUACGUGGGGUACAAACACUAUCAUCACCGCAAGAUUGUACCACAGUUUCCGUUCGGCCAUGGGCUUUCCUAUACGACGUUUUCGUUAUCCUCGCUGAAACUUUCCGCGCCUUUCGUCGGCGGUACUGAAUGUGGUUUCGUUGCAACUGUCACUGUCACCAAUACCGGUGCUAUCUCUGGCUCAGAGGUCGUACAACUCUACAUUACUCUUCCUUCCACGCCAGAAUAUACCCAUCCUGUCUUGCAACUAAGGGCAUUCUCGAAGAUUCAAGAAUUACAACCCGGGAAAGCUAUGGAGGUCGACAUCCCAUUGGACAAGUAUGCCGUAUCAUAUUGGAAUGACAAGAUUCACAGUUGGGUAGUUGAAAAGGGAGUCUAUAGUGUCCAGGUGGGCGUAAGUAGUGAGAACAUCGCACUCGAAGGUACAGUGGAGUUGAAGGAAGGAUUCGAGUGGAAUGGUUUGUAG
Lentinula edodes (shiitake mushroom) is the source of this 2686-nucleotide messenger RNA. Its product is annotated as beta-glucosidase. Lineage: Eukaryota; Fungi; Basidiomycota; Agaricomycetes; Agaricales; Omphalotaceae. The record is from RefSeq and is a predicted model, not a curated record. Bases 104 to 2686 code for a protein of 860 amino acids. Gene Ontology annotation, biological process: glucan catabolic process. Gene Ontology annotation, molecular function: beta-glucosidase activity. The transcript is spliced from 17 exons.